UUUUCCGGUUACAAUAAUUCAGCCCCGCUUUUUCCUGCGCAUGUUCUAUCAUGGCGCAGGGGCAGCGCAAGUUCCAGGCGCAGAAGCCAGCCAAGAGCAAGGCGGCGGCGGCGGCCUCGGAGCGCAACCGGGGCCCGAGGAAGGGAGGUCGUGUUAUCGCCCCCAAGAAGGCGCGCAUUGUGCAACAGCGAAAGCUCAAGAAGGACCUGGAGGUCGGGAUCCGGAAGAAGAUUGAACAUGAUGUGGUGAUGAAAGCCAGCACCAGCCUGCCCAAGAAGCUGGCGCUGCUGAAAGCCCCCGCCAAGAAGAAGUAGGCAGCCUCUUCCUCCACCAAGACACGUUCCCACGGACGCAGCCCCUGCCUCCAUGCUCAGACCUCUGCAGGGGACUCCACAGGCAGCACCGCGGGCAGAAGGAGCCCUGCUCCCCAGAGCCUUGGGUUGCAGCUCGAACUUCGGACUGGGGGGCAGGGCGGGGGGGCCUGGCCUGUGAGCAGGUGACAGCACAUCUGUAGUGCAUGGGUCAGUUUCCCAGGGUGCCAAGAAUUCAGCAGUGGCCUUGAGGAAAUGUUCAACAUUCUGUACCGUCCCCCCUCACUUCCUUUGUCCACUGGUUUCAUCAGAGCAAUAAACCUGCCUUUGUCCUUCCCCUCGCAGUCACAUGCUCUGUGAGCAGGCCAGGGCCAGAGGCCAGCCGCACUGACCUGGUCAGCCUCGGCAAUGUCUUCAGGAGCCACCUACUCGGGGAGGGGUGAUUGAGCUUCUGCACGUCCAUCCUGGGAGCUUAUGGAGAAUCUUCCCUCCAGCCCCAGGUGACUCACCAGCCUCCUUACCUGCCUAGGUCGCCCCCUCUGCCCGGUACAAGCCAGGAGAUAUGGGGAGCCAUUUUCCCAUCUGUAGGACAGGUGUUGAUUAAACCAGAAUGCACUUAUGAACUGCUCAAAGCCACCUCUAUCUAUUAAAAUAAAGUCAAAAUGUCGGGUAUGUCUAUGGCUUGUGCUUUCUGCACAUCACUUCAUCCCAAGUUGGGUUGGGUUAACACUCCAGAGCCAGCACUUGAACCCACCACUGGCUGAGUCCCAAUAUGUACUCAGCUGACCGUCCCACACCAAGAUUUUCUUCAGUUUCAUUCUGAGCACCCCCUUCCCCAAAUCCUCACUCGAGCCUGCUAGACUGGACGAUGCCUGUGGAGUCAGCCGGGAGCUCUGGCCUGGUGACCACCCUUCACUCCCUCCGUUGGGGGUGAGCGGUAGGUCUCAGCACAGUGACCAGCCUGGGCCCAAGGAAACUCCAAACUGGAAAGUCUCCUUCAAUUCAGGCUCUGCUACUACAGCUCUCAAUUUUUUGAGAUGUAAAGUAGGGUUUUUGUGUGUGUGAAAUUGCUCUCCCGGCUUCUGUGUAUGUGUGUGUGGUUAAAACAUAAAAGUGACAUUAAAAAGUUUACAAUUCA
Molecule: messenger RNA, 1449 nt
Organism: Eptesicus fuscus (big brown bat)
Lineage: Eukaryota; Metazoa; Chordata; Mammalia; Chiroptera; Vespertilionidae
Gene: C6H19orf53
Product: chromosome 6 C19orf53 homolog
Exons: 3
Coding region: 51-314 (87 amino acids)
Source: RefSeq, a predicted model, not a curated record